AUAAGUACUAACCCGUUUUUUUCUCUUUCCUUGUGUAAUCUCACUCGGUCCAUGGACAAACUUCCCGAUGAUAUAGCCCUCCAUCUACUGAGUCGACUCGACGACUCGGCCGACGUAGCUCGCUGCCGACUAGCUUGUAAGACGUUCGAUACUGUCUCUCCGGAACUUCGAUCAAUCAAUCUUCAAUGUUCAUUGGAAAGGCACCGAGAAACCACUCCGAAAUGUGUCGAGUGGCUACCUAGGGUUUGCGGAAGGUUGAAAUCGCUUUCAAUUUCUGAUUUUUGGAUUCAAUCUUGUUGGCGUCGAUCGGACCUGUUGCCUCUAGUUUCUGCGUAUUGUCAUAAUCUUCUUGAAUUAGAGGUGAAGAACGCAUGGCUAUCAGUAGAAAACAUGAACCCAAUGCCAAUGCUAACAACUUUAACACUUGAAUUCAUAAGAUUAGACGAUGAAGACCUAAACAUGUUGAACAAAUCCUUCCCAAAUCUUCAAGUUCUUAACUUGGUAGGUGUCGGAGGUCUCAAACUCCCCAAAAUCAACCUUCUUAACCUCAAAACCUGUCACUGGACUGUAUCAAAUGCCCCAUCAUCUUUAACCCUAAUCACACCCACUCUCAUCACACUAAGACUCGAAUGCAUAAAACCCACUUCACUUUACAUCGAAGCUCCCAUGUUAUCUCAUCUCCAUCUUGCCCUUGAUCAUGCUGACUCAUUUACAAUCAAAAAGUUCCUAAAUUUAAAAACCCUUUGGCUCGAGUCUUUAUACAUCGGAUCCUUACUCUUAAACUUCCCAUUUACAAAAACAGUCGAAAACCUAACAGUCGAUUCACGAAAGUGGGAGAGAAGGGCAGUUGGGAUUUCCAAAUUUACCCUUGAGAAGGUGUUCACGGUUUUCCCGAAUGUGAAUUCUUUAUGUAUAAACUCAAGUUUGUGGUCGGAAUUAGAGGCGUGUUAUGAUGUGGAAAGUUGGGAGACUUGGGAUGGGAGAAAAGGGUUGAAAUCAUUUUGUGCAUAUUUGUUGUUGGUUGACCCUUUGUUGACUUUUUCAUUGGUUGCUUCUUUGUUGGAUCAAUGUGUGGGGUUGGUUGAUGUUUCAUUGCUUAUACAUCAUGAUGUUGUUGCUAAUGUAUCGAAAAGCUUUAUCUCAAGGUGUACAUCUCGGUGGCCGGAAGUGAAUUGGAAAUGGGGAAUUUGGAGAGAAGGAAUGGAAGUUUCUUGGCUAACCAAUGUAUAAAUUUUGAAUGAUUUCUUCAUGAUUUUUGGAUCAUAAAAAAUGAUUUUUUGCUUGUCUUUGUGUUAUAUUUAGAUAAUUAUGUUGUAAAUACGAUCAUAUGUAUGUUAUAUCUUUGGUUUUACUAGAUAAUAUAGUAGCUGGUAUCUAUGUUUAUGGUUUAUUGGUUGCAAUAGAUAGUAGUUGAUCUGGAUUGGAGUGGACUACCUUUCUAGGGCUAGUUUUAUUAGAAG
Lactuca saligna is the source of this 1460-nucleotide messenger RNA. The record is from the annotation of a GenBank genome assembly. Lineage: Eukaryota; Viridiplantae; Streptophyta; Magnoliopsida; Asterales; Asteraceae.